GUCUUGCAGCUGCCGGGCUGCUUCCUCACUACGCAGCCAAAAUUACUAGAAGCGUCCUCGAGAUUCCUCGAGCUUCUCUAAUGGCGACCGCCUCCUCCUCAAUCCCUCAGCCGAGACUGCCGGCCGCCACCGAAACGGUGCGAAGGAAUCGGAUCCUCUCCAGCAAGCUCUACUUCGACGUCCCUCUCGCUAAGGUCCCUGUGAUCUACUCGCCUUCUUACGACAUCGCGUUUCUGGGAAUCGAGAAACUGCACCCUUUUGACUCCUCGAAAUGGGGUCGCAUAUGCCAAUUUCUGAUUAAAGAAGGUGUUUUGGAUAAGAAUCGGAUAGUAGAGCCGUUGGAAGCUUUGAAAGAUGACUUGCUAGUGGUUCAUAGUGAAUCAUAUUUGGCCAGUCUCAAGAGCAGUUUGAACGUUUCUAUUAUUGUAGAGGUUCCUCCUGUUGCAUUCCUUCCGAACUGGCUUGUACAGAAAAAGGUGCUUUACCCAUUCCGUAAACAGGUUGGGGGUUCCAUCUUGGCAGCAAAGCUUGCCAAAGAACGAGGAUGGGCCAUUAAUGUGGGUGGUGGUUUCCACCAUUGUUCAGCAGAGAAAGGUGGUGGAUUCUGUGUUUAUGCUGAUAUUACUCUCUGCAUUCAGUAUGCUUUUGUUCGUCUAAAUAUAUCUAGGGUAAUGAUUAUUGACCUUGAUGCUCACCAAGGGAAUGGUUAUGAAAUCGACUUUUCUAAUGACAGUAGAGUUUACGUACUGGAUAUGUACAAUUCUCAAAUAUAUCCUUUUGAUUAUGAAGCCAAGAGAUACAUUGAUCACAAGGUAGAACUAGUGAGUGGGACCAAGACAAAGGAAUAUCUGGAGGAAUUAGAUAAAGCACUUGAGGUUGCAAGAAACAAUUUUGAUCCUCAGCUAGUGAUAUACAAUGCUGGCACUGAUAUUCUUGAUGGAGAUCCCUUGGGCAGAUUGAAGAUCAGUCCUGAAGGAGUAGCCAUCAGGGAUGAGAAAGUUUUUAGAUUCGCCAGAGAAAAAGAUAUACCUCUUCUGAUGCUAACAUCAGGUGGCUAUAUGAAAACAAGCGCGAGAGUAAUUGCGGAUUCAAUCACAAACCUCUCAAAGAAAAGGCUGAUAGAUAUGGAGGUUCUCCAGAGUAGAAAAUGAUGAUAUUCGUAUAUAUUCCACUUGUAUAUUUUACAUCCAGUUGUGUGUAAACAUGUACAUAUUUUACAGUGGUGGUAACACAUCUUUAACUGUUCAUCUGUAAAUGUGGCUGUAAAAUAUGAUGAAAUAGUAAAUGGGGCGGUGUCUUUGGUAAGAGUUUUAGUUGUUGGCACUGUAAGGAAUGUAUGAGAGAAUAAAAAAAAUAGUUGCAGUCUACAAAUGUUCUUUUAUUGACUA
Molecule: messenger RNA, 1388 nt
Organism: Asparagus officinalis (garden asparagus)
Lineage: Eukaryota; Viridiplantae; Streptophyta; Magnoliopsida; Asparagales; Asparagaceae
Product: histone deacetylase 2
Exons: 13
Coding region: 81-1151 (356 amino acids)
Molecular function (GO): histone deacetylase activity
Source: RefSeq, a predicted model, not a curated record